This is a messenger RNA of Solea senegalensis (Senegalese sole), 2226 nucleotides long. It is a transcript of the gene rhbg, whose product is annotated as Rh family B glycoprotein. NCBI's taxonomy places the organism in Eukaryota, Metazoa, Chordata, Actinopteri, Pleuronectiformes, Soleidae. Gene Ontology annotation, molecular function: ammonium channel activity. The record is from RefSeq and is a predicted model, not a curated record. The coding region runs from base 147 to 1526 and encodes 459 amino acids. The transcript is spliced from 10 exons. Gene Ontology annotation, biological process: ammonium homeostasis; ammonium transmembrane transport. Gene Ontology annotation, cellular component: plasma membrane.
ACACAGACACACCCCCUCUGUCUGCACUGAGGACACCUCUGAGUCGUGCAUGAGACAACCAGAGUGUCUCUAACUCUCUGUGCUGGAUCUUUUACCUCCCUUUCACCCGCAGCUCCAAACAACAUCGCCCCACCACUGAAGACACCAUGACGGACGUGUCCACCAACAUGCGGCUGAAGCUGCCGGUAACCUGCCUCAUCCUAGAGAUCAUCCUCAUCAUCCUCUUUGGUGCACUGGUGCAGUAUGACCACGGGACGGAUGCAAAGGAGUGGCAUAAUGGGAGCCACGGCGACUACAACAAUGACUUCUACUACCGCUACCCAAGUUUCCAGGACGUGCACGUGAUGAUCUUCAUCGGUUUUGGCUUCCUCAUGACCUUCCUUCACCGCUAUGGCUUCAGCAGCGUGGGCUUCAACUUCCUGAUUGCAGCCUUCGCCCUGCAGUGGGCGACACUCAUGCAGGGCUUCUUCCACGGCAUGCACGCGGGCAAAAUCCACAUCGGAGUGGAGAGCAUGAUCAACGCUGAUUUCUGCACCGGCGCUGUGCUCAUCUCAUUCGGAGCUGUUUUGGGUAAAACCAGUCCGGUCCAGCUGCUGAUCAUGGCGAUGUUCGAGGUCACACUCUUCGCAGUCAAUGAGUACAUCGUGCUUUCUGCUCUGGGGGCCAAAGAUGCUGGCGGCUCCAUGACCAUCCACACAUUUGGAGCGUACUUCGGCCUGAUGGUGACGCGGAUCCUGUACCGACCCAACCUGGACAAGAGCAAACACAGAAACUGCUCCGUCUACCACUCGGACCUGUUCGCUAUGAUUGGAACACUGUACCUGUGGAUGUUCUGGCCCAGCUUCAACUCCGCCAUCACGGCUCACGGAGACGACCAGCACCGCACAGCCCUGAACACCUACUACUCCCUGGCCGCCUGCACCCUGUCCUCGUACGCCCUGUCGUCCCUCACCGCACAUGACGGCAAACUGGACAUGGUCCACAUCCAAAAUGCUGCCCUGGCCGGUGGAGUUGCAGCAGGAACAGCCGGGGAAAUGAUGCUGACACCUUUCGGCUCCAUGAUUGUUGGUUUCCUGGCUGGAAUCAUCUCUGUCCUGGGCUACAAGUACCUCUCACCCAUCCUGGAGGAGAAGCUGAAAAUCCAAGACACCUGCGGCGUGCACAAUCUGCACGGCAUGCCCGGCGUGCUGGGUGCGAUUGUGGGUGCAAUCACUGCCUCUUUUGCAACCAAGGAGAUUUAUGGAGAUGGUUUGGCAGAUGUGUUCCCUGACGUGGCCAGUGGAGAAAUCCAGGCGUCUUAUCAGGGCGUCCGUCAGGCCAUCUCCCUCGCUGUCACCCUGGGCAUCGCCCUGCUCGGGGGGCUUAUUGUUGGUUUCAUUCUGAAGCUUCCUGUCUUUGGUGCUCCUCCUGACACCAUCUGCUUCGAGGACAGCAUCUACUGGGAGGUGCCUGGAGAAGAGGCGGCUCAUCAUGAUGACCAGCUGACCACAGUGAGGACAGAGGAAUCUGAGAAGCUCAACAGCUAAAUGGACACACACACAAACACACACGCACACUUAGGUUUUAUCAUCCUAACACUUGACAAUUUACACACUAAAGGUGACUUGAAAAGGGGGGAAAAAAAGCAAGAAAGAAAAACACUACCUAUUAUUCUACUCAUAGAGAAGAUGUUGUUGCCAGCUGUGACCACCAGAGGUCGGUGUUGAGCUGCAGCGGCCUGCAAAAAGGCCCAGUUAUCACUGUCACACAAUCAUCAUCAUCACUUCAAAACCAAAGAUAGAUCAUUUAAAACUGUGUUACAUUUUCAUAAAAACAAAGGUUUUUGUGACUUAUAUUUUUGUAAGUAAAGGAUUUUACAUGCAGAACCUUGAGUGAACACAAUGAGGCUUUUACUCAUUCAAGUGUUGGACUUUCUGUGAUUUUAUUUUUCAUAUUAAACUGUAUAUGUAUACUUAGAAUAGACUUAUGUAUCUUGUUUGUUUGUUUGGAGUGGGCAAAAUUCAACACCUCUUUAUUUUUUAGUGCAAAACUAUUUGAUAAAACAUUGAAAUUUCCCUUCACUUGAAAAAUAUUGGAUAUUUUUUUAUUUUAUUUUACACUGUCUUGUAUCAUUUAUAAGCACCUGUACAAUAUUAUGCCAUGAUCAGAGUGAAUGGAAGGUGGAAUAAUAAGCAUUGUCAUGCAGUUAUGUAUUUUCAAAAUUAAAAUAAACAGAAAUAAAAUGCA